Molecule: messenger RNA, 3843 nt
Organism: Candidula unifasciata
Lineage: Eukaryota; Metazoa; Mollusca; Gastropoda; Stylommatophora; Geomitridae
Source: the annotation of a GenBank genome assembly
AUGUUCAAAGGCGCCAAAAGCUGGCGAGCCAGGUCUAUGGAGCCAAAACAGGGGCUGAUGUGUGCCAGCAAAAAAGGGCAUUUUCCAUUGAAAGGUUGCUACGAAGAUGAUACGGACUUAUUGUGGCUGAUGGACAAUGACAACGAAAAGUCAAGGCUGCAGCACUUUCUUUUGAUAAUUCAACUUAAACAUGACUUAAUACUGCAAGCUCCAAGUGGAAACAACUCAAAGUGGAUGGUAGCCAUCGUGGUUGACCAAUUAAGUGCUCACAACGAGACCACGAAUGUCAGCCACUGGAGUUUUUAUAGAAGUGACGAAAAUUGGAAGCGCUACACAAUCCCAAAAACAAACAUUUUGGAAGUACCCAUCAGAGAUGUCAGAUCACGUCUAGAGUACAAAAUACAAAUUAUUCAACGGUUAUUUGUUGAAAUGAGGGGAGUUAGAAAUAAUUCAGUUCAUGUUGGGGUCGUCUUUUUUAAUGGUAAAAGUCUGACACAAAAAGAAAUUAUAAGUGUGCCCUCCAUUGUACAACAACUCAGUUCAAAGGUAAAGAUCUUUACAGUGAUAUAUGGUAGUAAACUUGUAGAGGAAGUUGUGCACCUGACUGACACUCUUGUCUUACCAGACAUGGACAUCAGUUAUUUCAUAAAGUAUUUACUGAUGGCGAUGUGUGAGACGUGUGGACCAGGAUGGGUCCUGUUUAAACACACAACGGGGCUCAGUAUGCUCUCCUGCUUUAGAAUAUUUCCAAUCUUUAGAGAAACUAAGUGGCUUGAUGCAUUGCAUUACUGCAAAAGUCCAUUAAAUGGAAAUUUGGCAGGAAUUGAAACUGAAGAGGAAAUGUUAUUUUUAAAGGAGCAGUUAUUAAAAAUAUUCACAGAUUUGAACCUAUCUAACAUCAGUUUUCAUAUUGGCCUCACAAGAGAUUUAGGUAAUUAUGCGAAACGAUUUCAGUGGAUGACCAGUACUGGAAAGUUUCGUCCUCUUUUAAUUCCUCAUUGGCUGCCUGGUCAACCUUGUAGAGACUGUAAGGAUGAUGACUGUGUGGUGUGGCAGUUUACAAAUACCACAAGUGACAAAGAUAACAGAAGUGUUAGUGAAGGAUGGAUAAAUAUUAACUGUUAUUCUGAAAUAAACUCUGAACCACUAUGUGAAAUUGCCCUUCCUCGAAAUAUUAAUGAUGUUGACUUUAUCUUUAGUACACCAGUUCCAAAAGAGCACAUUAAUUUCACAAUACCAAAGGAACAUUUUCUCAUUUACGAAAGGAAUAUAAUUUCCAUGACUGCAAACGUUCCAAACUCCAAUUUUCUUCAAUUUCUGAGAAAAUCAAACAUAGACUUUCCCGUUUUUGACUGUGGGGAAGACUCCGGGGAUCGUAGAUACAUUUCUUAUAACUUGGUCUGUGAUUUCGUUGAUCACUGCAGCAACAGACUGGAUGAGCUUCUUUGUUUGAAAUUUAUAUCACCUAAUGACUUAAACUGCAUAUCUGGCCAAAGGCUGUACCAUAAAGAAUAUCAAUGUGACAAGAUCAAGGACUGCAGAGACGACAGCGACGAGAAAUUCUGCAUUCAUAGAAAUUGUGAAGGUGGACAAUGUCAAAAUGGAUCAUGUCUACCUCUGCAGUGGGACAAUAAUGUACAAGAUGACUGUUUCAUUUAUACGAUUAGUUUCCAGGAAUAUAUAAAUAGUUAUUUGAGCUUACACAAAAGUAAGCCUCCUAUAAAUAAAAAGAGAUGUGCAUUAGUAUGCGAUCCUGACAUAUGUGUAAACAAAUCUCAGCGCAACGACUCGGUCAAAGACUGUAGGGGUACUGAAGGUCUUAUAGCUAAGACUCUAGGAAAGCUAGAGUCUGCUGACUCCUGCAAGAAUAGCUUCGGACAUUAUAUAUGGGCCCCAAAAUGUCAUUAUAUCAAAGAUAGAUACGGCGGUAUCGUCGGGUGCACCGAUAUGUCACAUCUUAGAGACUGUGAGAACUUCCAGUGUGGUCAGGGGUAUGGGAAAUGUUAUAACUCGUACUGUAUUCCUCAUUAUUAUCUUCGAGAUGGAAGAGCUGACUGUCCUACAGGAGAAGACGAGCAACUAUUCUACACUGGUCCAUGUACUGGGCAUUUUGCUUGCUGGGACAGCAACAUUUGUCUUCAUCCUGACCUAGUUUGUGAUGGGUAUACCGAUUGUCCGUAUGAUGACGAUGAACUUGGCUGCCGCGACGAUUGUCUUAAAGGUUUCCGGUGUAUCGCAGGAACAGUGUCGGUUACUGAUUACAACAGAUCAAUUCCUUUAGACAUGACACAUGUGUAUGCUAUGGAUAGACAGAUGAGAUACCUGGACUUAACUGGAGUAGAGUUUCAGGAAAUGAACUCGUUUUUGCACACUGCAGCAGGAGCAUUUCUGAAUUUAAAAGUCCUUAUCUUGUCUAAAUGCAACAUAAGUGAGUUAUUUUUGCCUUUAUUUAGUAACAAUCCACCGUUUGUGAUUCAGAAACUGGACAUUAGCUACAAUAAAUUCGAAGCCUUUGCAACCGAUGAAUACAACUAUUUUUACAAACACAUAAAUUAUCUUAACAUUUCUCACAAUCGGCCUUUAAAGUUGCUCAGAAAUUUACGGUUCAAUUUUCUAGAAAUAAUUGACCUUUCCUUUACAAGUCUGUCUUAUCUAAACGAUUCAGUGUUUGCACAACUCCCCAGACUGAAACAUCUAAAUUUAAGUCAUUCGUUGAUUUCAAAAUUUACGAGCCAAUUUUUUAGAUCAAAACUGACACUACAGACAUUAGAUUUACGAGGUAUUCUUACACAAGAUCUCGACGACUAUUUCUUUCAUGAUCUCACAAUUAGCCAGGCGUUGUAUUCUGAUCUUUUCCAGAUUUGCUGUCCACAGAUUCGUGGGUUAGUAAUUACACAACGGACAUGUGUGGCUCCUGUACACGUAGACGCCAUUUCCUCGUGUGCUAACCUGUUAGGAAUUGAUAUUCAGCGAUUUCUUCUCUGGAUAGUUGCAAUUCUCUCAGUUCUGGGAAACGUGACGAUCAUUGUGUAUCGGGUAAUCUGGGAUAGGUCAGUUCUUCAGACAGGAUACGGUCUGUUUGUGACAAACUUGGGUAUAUCUGACUUCAUUAUGGGUGUCUAUCUGUUGAUGAUUGCCGGGGCUGAUUCUUUCUACCGUGACAGUUACGUUCUCUAUGACAAGACCUGGAGGAACAGUGUUGUAUGCAAGAUAGCUAGUUUUAUGGCUUGUCUUUCGUGUGAAGCAUCGACGUUCUUUGUUUUCCUGAUCACCCUCGACAGAUUUCUGGUGAUGAAGUUUCCAUUCGGUCAAAUAAAGUUUACGUGGUUUCACAAAACUAUCGCAGUUGUGAUGUCUUGGUUGGUAAGCUUCCUACUUUCACUUAUCCCCAUAGUGUUGAAAUUUGACAUCUAUUCUUCGAACGCAAUGUGUCUUGCCCUGCCCUUAAAAAACACCUACGCUAGAGGUUGGGAGUAUUCAGUUGCAGUUUUUAUUAUUUGUAACCUGAUCAUGUUUGUCUUCGUUGCGUGUGGUCAAUAUGCGAUCUUCCGUGCCAUGUCAAAAAACAGAAUAUCUAAGACAGCAACUAACAUACCUUCUUCACGACGAGCUGAAGAUAUAACAGUAGCUAAACAACUGUCUCUUGUAGUUCUGUCUAAUUUUCUCUUCUGGUUUCCUGUGGGAAUCAUGGGACUGAUGUCUCUUGGAGGUCAUGAGGUCAGCAGUCAGGUUUAUGCCUGGACAACAGUUCUGCUUCUGCCCAUCAACUCCGCCGCUAAUCCUGUUCUGUACACUAUUCCUGCCCUACUGGAGAGGUGGCAGCAGUUCAAACGUGGAGGUUAA